AAACCAUCUCGGGGAACAUUUUUGGCAGAGGGACGAACUAGUUAAGUUGUGCGCGUCUUUGACUUUGUGCUUCCGGUUGUGCUCUUGCUUGAGUUUGUUUUUACACGAUGCUCCGCAGAAUUCCGGCAUUUAUACGUCCUCGCCCUCUCUCUGGCCUCCCUUUGUCCUGUGGACACUGCGAAGUCUCGGUCGCUGCGCUACCCGCGGCUCGGUCCGGAGCUGUCAGGACAGAACAUAAAAUCCAAAGACAUUUUUGCACUAGUAGAUCGAUCUGUAGCAAGAAAGAUGACCAGUCUGUUCCAGCCAAUGAAAUUUCCCAGAAGGCAGCAGAAAGCCAAGGCAAGGGAAAGGAGACUUUGAAAAAAGACCUGCUGGACAUUAUUAAGGACAUGAAAGUUGACCUGAACACAGUAAAUGUAACAACAACAAAGCCACGUGGCAGGAAACUUUCUGCCAGUCUGGAGACUACUGUUGGCAGGCUUCAGAAAGCUCCGGAAGAUCCUCCAAAGAAGAGAAGUGGGUUCCUGAGUCCUGAGUUGGUGGCAGCAGCGUCAGCUGUUGCAGAUUCUCUACCUUUCGACAAGCAGACAACCAAGUCAGAGCUGCUCAGGCAGCUGCAGCAACACGAGGAGAAGUCGAGGGCUCAGAAGGAUAGAGAGAAGCACGGGAUCAGCUUCACUGACAUAAUAUCAAAUAUGAAAAUUGCCAAGUCUGCUUCGGUGAGAGCUAGUACAAGACCACUGCACCAGAUUGAGUUUGACGAAGAAAUGGACAAUUCUCUUGACCAGAAGAAGUCAGCUAAUUCUAGAGGAAGGGGAAAUUUAUUCAAGGGGAGAAGACUUUGGAUUUUUGAUGUUGAGACGUUUGCUGAUGCAGCACCUGAACCAGAAGCAUCCCCUUCUCUCUGGGAGAUAGAAUUUGCUAAGCAGUUAGCCUCGGUAGCUGAACAGCCCUUCGCGAAUGGAUUUGAGGAGAUGAUACAGUGGACCAAGGAGGGGAAGCUGUGGGAGUUCCCAGUCAACAAUGAAGCAGGCUUUGAUGAUGAUGGCUCAGAAUUCCACGAGCACAUAUUUUUGGAUAAGUACCUGGAGGAUUUCCCCAAGCAAGGACCAAUCCGCCUAUUCAUGGAGCUGGUGACCUGUGGCCUUUCUAAAAACCCAUAUCUGAGUGUUAAACAAAAGGUCGAGCACAUAGAGUGGUUUAGAAACUAUUUUAAUGAAAAAAGAGAUAUUCUCAAAGAGAAUAACAUAACGUUCACUUAACAUCAUGAAGAAAAAAUUUUAUUUAAACUGAAUAGAAAUUUUAUCAAAAUUUUCCUGUGUUGAUCAUUGUACCUGAUGUGACUAUCAUAACUGUGAAGUUACUUUUAACCUGAAAUACAUUCUUAUUAUCUAUCUGAGAAUCAAGGAGACAUCGAAGACAAUUCUCACUCUUUUCAUUGGGUGACUAUGCUUCUUGGAGGUAUGUAAUUGUUAGUGGUAAAGCUGAUUGACAUCAAAAUCCUUGUGUAAUCAGUUUAUUUUAACUAUAACAAAAUACCAGACUCAG
Messenger RNA from Mastomys coucha (southern multimammate mouse), 1548 nucleotides. It is a transcript of the gene Mrps31, whose product is annotated as mitochondrial ribosomal protein S31. The record is from RefSeq and is a predicted model, not a curated record. Bases 108 to 1262 code for a protein of 384 amino acids. Lineage: Eukaryota; Metazoa; Chordata; Mammalia; Rodentia; Muridae. The transcript is spliced from 8 exons. Gene Ontology annotation, molecular function: structural constituent of ribosome. Gene Ontology annotation, cellular component: mitochondrial small ribosomal subunit.